AUAUACGUAAAGUGAAUGGGCAACAAUAUCCAACGUAUAAAGAUGCAUGCCUUGCACUCAGCUUGCUAGAAGAUAACAACCAGYGGGAAUGUAUGCUUGCUGAAGCAACAUUAAACUGUACAGCAAUACAAAUUCGUCUACUAUUCGCUAUAGUGUUGACUACAUGUUUUCCAGCCCGAGCAGAGAUAUUGUGGGAUAAUCACAAAGAUUUAAUGACUGAUGAUAUAUUGCAUCAACAUCGUACACGGUGUAACGAUCUAGYGAUAACAUUCAGCGACGAUAUGUACAAUAAAGCAUUGAUUGCUAUUGAGGAUCUUUGCAUUAUCAUUGCCAACUUACCACUCAGUCAUUUCGGUAUGAAUUCGCCAAAUCGAGGUGCAACUGAUUUAAUGAACACUGAAAURAAUCRUGAACURCAGUACAACACUGUAGAAAUGGCGGCAAUUUUUACUCGCAAUGUCCCACUAAUGAAUGAGGAACAAAGAACCAUUUACAACCGCAUUAUGCUCGCAGUUUCAGCAGGACAAGUUGGGUUCUUCUUUUUAGAUGCACCAGGUGGAACUGGCAAGACAUUCCUUAUUUCGCUAAUUCUCGCUGAAAUACGAUCAAAUAAUGGCAUUGCAUUGGCCGUUGCAUSAUCGGGCAUUGCGGCAACYUUAUUAGGUGGAGGCAGAACAGCUUAUUCACUAAAAAUAAAUAUGCGCGUUCAAAUGCUUCAAGAUCCAUCCGCUGAAACAUUUUCAAAACAACUCUURGAUAUCGGCGAUGGAAAAGUCACUAUAGAUGAAACUGAAUGCGUAAAAUUACCGACUGAUUUCUGCACAAUCAUUGAAUCGCAARAUGCUCUCAUUGAACAAAUAUUUUCCAAAUUAUURCCAGGGGACUUGGUAUCAUAUAAAUCUAUUGAUACAGUUUGCGAUGCCACUGAAGCUGUAAAUUUUCUAACAGAGUUUUGGAACUCACUGGAUUUGCCAGGCAUGCCACGGCAUAACUUACAAUUGAAGGUUGGAUCUCCAAUUAUUUUUCUUCGUAAUUUGAACCCGCUACGGCUGUGCAACGGUACGCGAUUAGUCAUUAAUAAAUUAAUGAAAAACGUUAUCGAAGCUACCAUUUUAAAUGAUGUGCCAAUUCAAUUUAAGCGUAUUCAAUUUCCGAUUAGAUUGGAAUUUGCAGUAACUAUUAAUAUAUCCCAAGGCCAAACAAUGUCUGUUUGUGGCUUAGAUUUGAGCACACUAUGUUUUUCACACGGACAAUUAUAA
Polistes dominula (European paper wasp) is the source of this 1259-nucleotide messenger RNA. RefSeq lists its product as uncharacterized. The record is from RefSeq and is a predicted model, not a curated record. NCBI's taxonomy places the organism in Eukaryota, Metazoa, Arthropoda, Insecta, Hymenoptera, Vespidae.